This is a messenger RNA of Orycteropus afer afer, 480 nucleotides long. It is a transcript of the gene TMEM42, whose product is annotated as transmembrane protein 42. NCBI's taxonomy places the organism in Eukaryota, Metazoa, Chordata, Mammalia, Tubulidentata, Orycteropodidae. The record is from RefSeq and is a predicted model, not a curated record. The transcript is spliced from 3 exons. Bases 1 to 480 code for a protein of 159 amino acids.
AUGGCUGGCAGGCCGCAGUCCCCGAGCAGUGCGGUUUGUGCGGCCGCCUACCCCGACACCCCCGCGGAAUUUCCCCCGCACCUCCAAGCCGGAGCGAUGCGGCGCCGUUUCUGGGGCGUGUUCAACUGCCUGUGCGCCGGCGCUUUCGGGGCCCUGGCCGCCGCCUCCGCCAAGCUGGCCUUCAGCAGCGAGGUCCACACAGGCAUAUGCGUGUUAGGCAUUGUUGUCAUGGCUUUCACCAAUUCUCUGAUGUGGACGUUCUUUAGCCGGGGCCUCAGUUUCUCCAUGUCUUCGGCCAUUGCAUCUGUCACAGUGACCUUUUCAAACAUCCUCGGCUCGGCUCUCCUGGGCUAUGUGCUGUACGGAGAGUGCCAGGAGGUCUUGUGGUGGGGAGGAGUGUUCCUCAUCCUCUGCGGACUCACCCUGAUCCACAGGAAAUUCCCGCCGACCUGGAAGGCCCUUCCACAGAAGCAGCAGUAG